GCCGGCCUGCGCGGACCUCGUCCCGAGUCCCCGGAGCUUCCUCACGCCCUCCGGCCCUACAUGGUCACCGCGGCUUCCCCGCGCGAAAGAGCUCAUGCAAACGCUCAGGGAGGCCGCCGCGGCGAACGGUGAGAAGAGACUUGACAAGCCAAUUAAAAAUACACUUGGGAGACAAAAUGUGGAAGAACAGCAAACAGUAUAUUUUUUAAUAAAGCAAUGGAAGAGCCCAGCAAGGAACGUCAGACGGCGGAGUAGCAGCGGAAGCUUUCAGUACUGAGUCUCCAGGCUGACUUUGGUUCAGGGCUCGCAGCAGCAGGGAUCGCUGAGCAAAGAGUGCCUCGGGUAGUUGGCCAAGAUGCCGAAUAUCAAAAUCUUCAGCGGCAUCUCCCACCAGGACUUGUCCCAGAAAAUUGCUGACCGCCUGGGCCUGGAGCUAGGCAAGGUGGUGACUAAGAAAUUCAGCAACCAGGAGACCUGUGUUGAAAUUGGCGAAAGUGUCCGCGGAGAGGAUGUCUACAUCGUUCAGAGUGGCUGCGGUAAAAUUAAUGACAAUCUAAUGGAGCUUCUGAUCAUGAUUAAUGCCUGUAAGAUUGCCUCCGCCAGACGGGUCACCGCAGUCAUCCCGUGCUUCCCGUACGCCCGGCAGGAUAAGAAGGAUAAGAGUCGGGCUCCGAUCUCAGCCAAGCUGGUUGCAAAUAUGCUCUCCGUAGCAGGUGCAGAUCAUAUUAUCACCAUGGACCUUCAUGCUUCUCAAAUCCAGGGCUUUUUCGACAUCCCUGUGGACAAUUUGUAUGCAGAACCAGCUGUCCUGAAGUGGAUAAGGGAGAAUAUACCUGAGUGGAGGAAUUGCACUAUCGUCUCACCUGAUGCGGGGGGAGCCAAGAGAGUUACGUCCAUCGCAGACCAGUUGAAUGUUGACUUUGCCUUGAUUCAUAAAGAACGGAAGAAGGCCAAUGAAGUGGACCGCAUGGUGCUGGUAGGAGACGUGAAGGACCGGGUGGCCAUUCUGGUGGAUGACAUGGCUGACACUUGUGGCACGAUCUGCCAUGCAGCCGACAAACUUCUUUCAGCUGGAGCCACCAGAGUUUACGCUAUCCUGACUCACGGGAUCUUUUCUGGCCCCGCCAUUUCUCGCAUUAACAAUGCAUGCUUUGAAGCAGUAGUGGUCACCAAUACCAUCCCUCAGGAGGAUAAGAUGAAGCAUUGCUCCAAAAUACAGGUGAUCGACAUUGCCAUGAUUCUUGCAGACGCCAUCAGGAGAACUCACAAUGGGGAAUCUGUUUCCUACCUGUUCAGCCAUGUCCCUUUAUAAUAGAAUAACUUCUGAGGCUUUUAAAAAAUAAAGUGAACCCUUUCCCUUGUUAAAACAAAUAAAUAAAUAAAGCAAUGGAGGACUUGCCCAA
Pipistrellus kuhlii (Kuhl's pipistrelle) is the source of this 1403-nucleotide messenger RNA. Its product is annotated as ribose-phosphate pyrophosphokinase 1-like. Gene Ontology annotation, molecular function: ribose phosphate diphosphokinase activity; ATP binding; magnesium ion binding. The coding region runs from base 356 to 1312 and encodes 318 amino acids. The record is from RefSeq and is a predicted model, not a curated record. Gene Ontology annotation, biological process: purine nucleotide biosynthetic process; 5-phosphoribose 1-diphosphate biosynthetic process; ribonucleoside monophosphate biosynthetic process. The transcript has 2 exons. Gene Ontology annotation, cellular component: ribose phosphate diphosphokinase complex; cytoplasm. Lineage: Eukaryota; Metazoa; Chordata; Mammalia; Chiroptera; Vespertilionidae.